Molecule: messenger RNA, 429 nt
Organism: Fusarium sp. VM40
Lineage: Eukaryota; Fungi; Ascomycota; Sordariomycetes; Hypocreales; Nectriaceae
Source: the annotation of a GenBank genome assembly
AUGUCCGUUAUCAAGACACUCGUUGUUCCUGCGGUCAUCUCUCUCCUCCUCUUCAUUCUCUUCACAUACGUCCUAAUUCCACUCUGGCACCGAUAUGCCCGCUACAGCCAAUAUCUUCCCCUCGACACACUCUCCUCCCAGACGUCUUCUUUGCGCCAACGAAUAACGUCUCGCAUGGCCACUUGGCGCUCUAAUCGCGGCGUCGCGUUCGCAUCCGAUGACAUUUCCGACGAUGGUUUAGGUGACGAUGACGACGAUGGAGAGGAAUUGGGGAAUGUUGACGAGGAUACCUGGCGUCAAAUGGAGGCAGACACCCGCGCAGCCCGGCCAGAUAAUACUAGGCGGCUAAGUAGAGACCUCGAGGAAGGAUUCAGGGACGAUAGCGAUGAUGAACCAGAACGACUAGCAAGGAAUAAUUUCAGAUCAUAA